AUGACAUCGACACAGCCUCUCGGGCCUUUCAAGCUCGUGACUGUAAACACGGCACCCGAACGCGCAAAGAGGUUAAUCGGUCGUUUGGUAGAGGCAUUGAAAGAGAAAUAUACCAUUCUACAUGUUGCUAAUGUACAAGAGAUCGGAGAUGUGAAGCCUACAGUAGAAAAAUACCAGCCGGAUAUGCUGUUCUGCGCAUCUAUGUGGACGCCCGCGCAAAGCUCCGAGAUCCAAAGCAUUGCGCGCUCAAUCAUCCCCGGCAUUAAAACCAUGGCCAUUCCUCAAGGAUUACAGGUGGAGAAGGGUCCUGAUGCAAUAGUCGAGUUUCUUCUUGAGAAAGUGCCGUUGCUUAUUGAAUCGCCUGGGACAGCUGCAUUCCGCCAGUAUUUGCCUGAUCUGAAUACACCGCGAUUUCAGACGGCGAAGGAUCAGGAUGCGUAUCAGUACGUGGAACAUUUUCAGAAGACUAAGAGCCCGCCAUGGAUAUAUGGACUUACGAAGGCCUGGGAGAAAUUGUUGGAAGAACCGUAUAAAGGCGUUACUACUGAUGGAAAUAUCAUCCCUAACUUAUUCCAUGUCCAAGAUGAAGGCAUCCCCAUCGACAAAAUCGUAACUUCAGUCGAAAACGUCCUCAACCAACUAACCCCCUCACAACAAACAAAACUCUCAUACCCCCUCAACGCCCGCGAAUGGCGCGCAUGGUCUAACCCUGAGUUCCUCCUCCGGCCCCUCGGUCUCCGUCUCGAAGAACAGCCUGCCUCCAUCUCCACAUCAAUCCUCGCCGUGCUCAAAGCCACGUUCUCGCCAGCAGGUUACCAGAAAGCCCUAUCAGCGAUGCGCAUCAACCAUUUCCUCGGCCAGCUAUGCAACAUACCCAAAGUGCUAAAUGAGCUCUCCUACAAUUUCCUGCUCUUCGGCGAGCCAUCCACAACCAAGCCCUGGGGCUGGGCGCUCUAUGGCCAUCAUCUAUGUCUUAGCGUCUUUCUCCAGGGCCCACAGAUAUUCAUCUCCCCCGCCUUCACAGGCGCGGAACCGAAUAUCAUCGACGAGGGGCCGUUUGCAGGGACGCGGAUUCUGCACAAGGAAGAAGCGCUAGGUUUGAAGCUCAUGCAGAGUUUACCUGCCGAAAGCCAGAUGAAAGCCCGCACGUACGAGCUGCUGAAAGACCCGGCCAUGGCGCUCACGGGCGAUCUGGCCGCCGAUCGCUGGAACCAGGAUGAUCAACGCAUCACCUGCGGUGCAUUUCGUGAUAACCGUAUCGUACCGUACGAAGGGAUCCUCAUCUCAGAACUUACAUCUAUUGCGCAGAAACUAGUUCUAGACAUCGUCGAGCAGUUCCUCCUCUAUCUGCCUGACGGAGCAAGGAAGCUGCGGCUGGAGCAGGUGGAGGGAUUGUUUGGCGAGACGUAUUUUAGUUGGAUUGGAGGCUUUGGUGCGAGCGAUGCGUUUUAUUAUCGGGUGCAGAGCCCAGUUGUCGUAGUAGAGUUCGAUCACCAUUCUGGGGUGUUCUUGUCGAAUCAGGAACCGGCGAGGUUUCAUACGCAUACUGUGUUGAGGAUGCCGAAUCAGGGGGAUUAUGGAUGUGCGGUCAGGAAGGGAGAGGAUAUGGUUCCGUGA
Lachnellula hyalina is the source of this 1617-nucleotide messenger RNA. RefSeq lists its product as uncharacterized. Bases 1 to 1617 code for a protein of 538 amino acids. The record is from RefSeq and is a predicted model, not a curated record. NCBI's taxonomy places the organism in Eukaryota, Fungi, Ascomycota, Leotiomycetes, Helotiales, Lachnaceae. The transcript is spliced from 4 exons.